Molecule: messenger RNA, 4853 nt
Organism: Vigna umbellata (rice bean)
Lineage: Eukaryota; Viridiplantae; Streptophyta; Magnoliopsida; Fabales; Fabaceae
Source: RefSeq, a predicted model, not a curated record
ACAUGAGUUUACAAAAAGAGUGCUUUCGAAAGUUCACAAGGCCAGCUAGGGACUCUCUUAAUUUAAAGAAUCAAAAUCAAAAUGAAACCAAUUGAAUAAUUUGAGGUCUCUCAUCACAGCUCCCUUUUAACGACUCACUCUCACUAUAAAUAUUUCAUGCAUGCAGCUUUUCUCAACACUCACUAACACCAAACCUCUUCCCUCUCCUCUCUGCACUCCCAACAACAAUAUCUAUCAUUGAGGAUCUCAGCAGCAUUGGGCAGAGGUGAUAAGUUUUUUUCUUCUACACAUGACUGCUAGGGGCACCGACCCCAAAAGGGGUCGUCUUUGGCCACACAUGAUCAUGGCAAUGGCCAUUGCUUUGAUUUCGACUACUGUAGUUUCUGUCCAUGCUGAUGGUUACCCUUCCUAUUCUUCACCACCACCACCUCCUCCAACUUAUGAAUACAAGUCACCACCUCCACCUUCACCAUCACCUCCUCCUCCUUAUGAGUACAAGUCACCACCUCCUCCAUCAUCAUCACCACCACCUCCUUAUGAGUACAAGUCACCUCCCCCUCCUUCCCCAUCACCACCACCUCCCUACUAUUACAAGUCUCCUCCACCACCUUCUCCAUCGCCUCCUCCUCCAUACUACUACAAGUCUCCUCCUCCACCCUCUCCCUCCCCGCCUCCUCCAUACUACUAUAAGUCCCCUCCUCCACCCUCUCCCUCACCACCUCCUCCAUACUAUUACAAGUCUCCUCCACCACCCUCUCCCUCACCACCUCCUCCAUACUACUACAAGUCUCCUCCACCACCCUCUCCCUCUCCACCUCCUCCAUACUACUACAAGUCCCCUCCACCACCCUCUCCCUCACCACCUCCUCCAUACUACUACAAGUCCCCUCCACCACCCUCUCCCUCACCACCUCCUCCAUACUACUACAAGUCCCCUCCACCACCCUCUCCCUCACCACCUCCUCCAUACUACUACAAGUCCCCUCCACCACCCUCUCCCUCACCACCUCCUCCAUACUACUACAAGUCCCCUCCUCCACCCUCUCCCUCACCACCUCCUCCAUACUACUACAAGUCCCCUCCUCCACCCUCUCCCUCACCGCCUCCUCCUUACUAUUACAACUCCCCACCACCACCUUCACCACCUCCUCCACCACCCUACUAUUACAAGUCUCCACCUCCGCCUGAAAAGUCUCCAUCUCCAACUCCAUAUUACUACAAAUCUCCUCCACCACCAUCUCCAACUCCUUACUACUACAAUUCUCCACCACCUCCAUACUAUUAUAACUCUCCUCCUCCACCAGUUGUAUAUCCCCCACACCCGUACCCACAUCAUUACCACCACGCAUUGAUUGUUAAGGUAGUAGGUAAAGUUUACAGCUAUAAGUGCUAUGACUGGAACCAUCCCGAGAAGUCCCAUAACAAGAAACACCUCAAAGGUGCUGUUGUGGAGGUCGAAUGCAAAGCAGGGUCGAAAGUGAUCAAGGCCUAUGGUGAAACUAAGAGCAAUGGAAAGUACAGUAUCACAGUUAAGGAUUUUGACUAUGUCAAGUAUGGACCCACAGUGUGCAAGGCCAAGCUUUAUGCUCCACCUAAACACUCCCCCUUCAACACACCUACUCAAUUCAACGAAGAAACCAAGUUGAAGGUGAAAUCUAAGGACAAGUAUGAAGUGGUGCUUAAGGCUAAGCCAUUUGCUUAUGCUUCAAAGAAGUAUUUUAAAGAAUGUGAAAAGCCUUCACCCACUCCUUACUACUAUAAGUCACCUCCUCCUCCAACUCCCGUUUACAAAUACAACUCUCCACCUCCACCAUCACCAAAACCUACACCAUCAUACUACUAUAAAUCACCACCCCCACCUUCACCAUCCCCUCCUCCUCCAUACUAUUACAAGUCACCUCCACCACCAUCUCCAUCACCACCACCUCCUUAUUAUUACAAAUCCCCUCCACCACCAUCCCCAUCACCACCACCUCCUUACUAUUACAAAUCCCCACCACAAGCAUCCCCAUCACCACCACCUCCAUACUACUACAAGUCCCCUCCACCUCCAUCUCCAUCUCCACCACCUCCCUAUUACUAUAAAUCACCUCCACCACCAUCUCCAUCACCACCACCUCCUUACUAUUACAAAUCUCCUCCACCACCAUCCCCAUCACCACCACCUCCAUACUACUACAAAUCCCCACCGCCACCAUCCCCAUCACCACCUCCUCCAUACUACUACACAUCCCCUCCACCUCCUUCUCCAUCUCCACCACCUCCCUAUUACUAUAAAUCACCUCCACCACCAUCUCCAUCACCGCCACCUCCUUACUAUUACAAAUCUCCUCCACCACCAUCCCCAUCACCACCACCUCCAUACUACUACAAAUCACCACCACCACCAUCUCCAUCACCACCACCUCCAUACUACUACAAAUCCCCGCCACCACCAUCCCCAUCACCACCACCUCCAUACUACUACAAAUCCCCUCCACCUCCCUCUCCAUCUCCACCACCUCCCUAUUACUAUAAAUCACCUCCACCACCAUCUCCAUCACCACCACCUCCUUACUAUUACAAAUCUCCUCCACCACCAUCCCCAUCACCACCACCUCCAUACUACUACAAAUCCCCACCACCACCAUCCCCAUCACCACCUCCUCCAUACUACUACACAUCCCCUCCACCUCCUUCUCCAUCUCCACCACCUCCCUAUUACUAUAAAUCACCUCCACCACCAUCUCCAUCACCGCCACCUCCUUACUAUUACAAAUCUCCUCCACCACCAUCCCCAUCACCACCACCUCCAUACUACUACAAAUCACCACCACCACCAUCUCCAUCACCACCACCUCCAUACUACUACAAAUCCCCGCCACCACCAUCCCCAUCACCACCACCUCCAUACUACUACAAAUCCCCUCCACCUCCCUCUCCAUCUCCACCACCUCCCUAUUACUAUAAAUCACCUCCACCACCAUCUCCAUCACCGCCACCUCCUUACUAUUACAAAUCUCCUCCACCACCAUCCCCAUCACCACCACCUCCAUACUACUACAAAUCCCCACCGCCACCAUCCCCAUCACCACCUCCUCCAUACUACUACACAUCCCCUCCACCUCCUUCUCCAUCUCCACCACCUCCCUAUUACUAUAAAUCACCUCCACCACCAUCUCCAUCACCGCCACCUCCUUACUAUUACAAAUCUCCUCCACCACCAUCCCCAUCACCACCACCUCCAUACUACUACAAAUCACCACCACCACCAUCUCCAUCACCACCACCUCCAUACUACUACAAAUCCCCGCCACCACCAUCCCCAUCACCACCACCUCCAUACUACUACAAAUCCCCUCCACCUCCCUCUCCAUCUCCACCACCUCCCUAUUACUAUAAAUCACCUCCACCACCAUCUCCAUCACCACCACCUCCUUACUAUUACAAAUCUCCUCCACCACCAUCCCCAUCACCACCACCUCCAUACUACUACAAAUCCCCACCACCACCAUCCCCAUCACCACCUCCUCCAUACUACUACACAUCCCCUCCACCUCCUUCUCCAUCUCCACCACCUCCCUAUUACUAUAAAUCACCUCCACCACCAUCUCCAUCACCGCCACCUCCUUACUAUUACAAAUCUCCUCCACCACCAUCCCCAUCACCACCACCUCCAUACUACUACAAAUCACCACCACCACCAUCUCCAUCACCACCACCUCCAUACUACUACAAAUCCCCGCCACCACCAUCCCCAUCACCACCACCUCCAUACUACUACAAAUCCCCUCCACCUCCCUCUCCAUCUCCACCACCUCCCUAUUACUAUAAAUCACCUCCACCACCAUCUCCAUCACCGCCACCUCCUUACUAUUACAAAUCUCCUCCACCACCAUCCCCAUCACCACCACCUCCAUACUACUACAAAUCCCCACCGCCACCAUCCCCAUCACCACCUCCUCCAUACUACUACACAUCCCCUCCACCUCCUUCUCCAUCUCCACCACCUCCCUAUUACUAUAAAUCACCUCCACCACCAUCUCCAUCACCGCCACCUCCUUACUAUUACAAAUCUCCUCCACCACCAUCCCCAUCACCACCACCUCCAUACUACUACAAAUCACCACCACCACCAUCUCCAUCACCACCACCUCCAUACUACUACAAAUCCCCGCCACCACCAUCCCCAUCACCACCACCUCCAUACUACUACAAAUCCCCUCCACCUCCCUCUCCAUCUCCACCACCUCCCUAUUACUAUAGAUCACCCCCACCACCAUCUCCAUCACCGCCACCUCCUUACCAUUACAAAUCCCCUCCCCCACCAUCCCCAUCACCACCCCCUCCUUAUUACUAUCAAAGUCCUCCUCCACCAGUAAAAUCGCCUCCACCUCCAGCUUACACCUAUGCUUCCCCACCUCCACCUAUCUACAAAUAAGUUGCGAAUGCGAAAGCACCACUCAUGAUAAAUCACAUUCUUGUUUUCAUUGAGGAAUAAAGACAAUCUCCAUUUAGAGCCAAGUGAUCUACCUUCCUAUUUAAGUUUUUUGAAUAAAAGUCUGAAGUUGUGUGUCAUCUCUGCACUUCUAUACUCGUGAUUCAGACCCGAUUGAUUCUAUCUGUUUGACGGUCGUCUUGCACGUUCCAAUCUUGUUGUGUUUAAAUGCCUCACAGCUCAGAACAAGAGAAAUUUGAAAUGUAAAUGACAAGUGAAAGUGAAAAAUAUAGUACACUUUUAAUUUAUUUGUUCCUAGAUUAAUUGGCCAUGUACGAUUGGUUUUCAUCUAUGCGGCAUUUCUGUAUUGUACCAUGUCGUAUUUGUGAUAACAGUACUAUUACAUUAGAAAUAAAGCAUUUAAGCAUCGCAUUCA